Molecule: messenger RNA, 249 nt
Organism: Paramecium tetraurelia
Lineage: Eukaryota; Ciliophora; Oligohymenophorea; Peniculida; Parameciidae
Exons: 2
Source: RefSeq, a predicted model, not a curated record
AGAUAUGAAAACAACAUUGAAGAUCCCUAUCUUCCUGAAUUUGAUGAUGAACAUCUACUUAGAGAAGAGGACAAACAAACAAAGUUUGAGAGAUAUGUUAUUGAUAGCAAAUACGAGAAUGAGAAAUAAUCAGUGAAGGAUGAAGUCAAAUAGUAAGUUAUGGAAAUUAGAAAAUUGAAUAAAUCAAAAAUACUUUAAAGCAACAUCUAGCAAUCAAGAAUUGUUUAAAUUGAUGAUCAUCAAGAGUGA